CCCUGCCUUGCCCCGUGCUGUCUGGUGUGCGUGCAGGGUGAGUGGAGGAACGCGUGUGCUCAGGUCCUUUUAACAAAGAACCUGGCCACUUGCGAGACUGCAUGUUGUAAUGUGACGAAUUUAGAUACUACCUAACAAUAUUUGCACUCAUGAAAAAGAGGUAUUUAUUUUUAUUUAUCCGAAAGUAGCCAUUUUUACUGAGCCAAAGCAAUAACUGAGAACAGCAGGCGCGGUGUGGCUUUGUUGUUUGUUAAAGCAAGACUUCCUCCGCCUGUUUCGUGCUCUCUAGUUAGCUAGCUGUAGUUUUAUUAAAGUAAGCGGAGAUGUCCACGGGCUGUCAGAAGACCAGUGCCAAGGCCAUCCCGGCGACCAGGAGGGUGACCAUCAACGACGCAGCGCACAUGCCGCAUGACUACUCCACGACACCCGGAGGGACCCUGUUCAGCACCACCCCGGGCGGAACCAGGAUCAUCUACGAUCGCAAGUUCCUGCUGGAGUGUCGCAGCUCCCCAGUGGCCAAGACGCCCCCUCGAGGUCUGCCUAACAUUCCAGGGGUGACCAGUCCCACCUCCAAAGACGUCAUCAAUGAAAAGGCCCACAACGGAGAACCACUGAACAACAACAACAUCAUCACUGCGCCUGAUAACAAGAGCAUCGGUGAUGAUGCACAGUUUGAAAUGGACAUCUAACUGGUGCGGGAAUGACUAUUGAGAUGUGACAGUCCCUUAAAACCAACAUGAUGCUGUAGAAGAGAGGCUCAGGAGUUCUUUCUCUAUUUCCAUCUCCCAUUCCAUGAAGACAAAGGUUCCCCUCCAGUAUCUCCACUGUCUUAGUGUUUUCAUGUCUUUCUCUGUCAAUCUCAUUUGCUUUUUUUUGUCCAAGAACAAAUCAGUAAUGUUACUUUUCUGUCUACCUAAAUGCUUAAAACUGAAUCUAUGUGAUAUAGUGUGCCUUCCUGUAGUGGUACAACUUAAAAAAUAAUUACUGAAAAGAACUUCAGCAGCACCAAUGAAGCCUCUUGCCCUCAGUGCCUAAAUAGUUUCAAGGAAAUUAAGCUCCUUCUGAAGGAAUUAUUUAAAUUUUUGCGGAUUUUCCUAACCAUUCCAGAAGGGUUUGUCACUUGUUUGUCUUUUUAUCAUUUCCUCCUGACACCUCUCUUCAGAUAUUGCCUUGAAAUCUUUAACACGCUGUAUAAGUUGUUGAUCGUGCUCUUGAAAAAGAUUCUUCACCUCAAGUGUCGCACAGAGAAUGUACUAUGGGCUUUUGUUGACUAAAUUUUGAAACAAAAAUGAUUUUCACGUGGUUUGUAGGGUGACAAAACAUUAAAGCAAAGAAAAACUA
Messenger RNA from Myripristis murdjan (pinecone soldierfish), 1341 nucleotides. RefSeq names its product eukaryotic translation initiation factor 4E binding protein 1 (gene eif4ebp1). The coding region runs from base 324 to 689 and encodes 121 amino acids. Gene Ontology annotation, molecular function: eukaryotic initiation factor 4E binding. The record is from RefSeq and is a predicted model, not a curated record. Lineage: Eukaryota; Metazoa; Chordata; Actinopteri; Holocentriformes; Holocentridae. Gene Ontology annotation, biological process: negative regulation of translational initiation. The transcript has 3 exons. Gene Ontology annotation, cellular component: cytoplasm.